GAAGACGACAGGAAGUGGCAGGAGGAUGACGAUGGCGCGGCGCCGUUUCCCGAUGACUUCUCGGGCGAACAGACUUCCUCUUAACGCCUUCAACUUCGCUCCCUGCGAUGAUGCAGAGUCACACUCCUCUUCCCCCGUGCGCCCGGCGGCCAUCUCUCAACACUCUGCACUCCUCAGAUCACCAGCUCUGUGUUCCUCGCCCCCUUUUUCUUCUUUGGUUUUUUUUGUUUUUGUUUUUUUCUUCUUCGCCGCAGCAUGAGCGCCGAGUGCAGCAGUUACCACAACACAGACGGCGUGUUUGUGGAGGCUUUCUCCUGCCCCAAGCCCGGCAGCGCCGCCUUCGCGGUUUACUGCUGCGGCUUUAAUGACGUGAAGUACUGCUGCGAUGAUCCCAACAGCUUCUUCCCCUACGAGUAUGGAUACAUGUGGUGGCUGAGUAUCGGUGCUCUUGUAGGUCUAUCAAUCGCAGCCGUGGUGCUCCUCGCCUUCCUCAUCACCGUCUGCGUCCUCUGCUACCUUUUCAUAGCCACCAAACCCAAUCGCCUUGACAACGGCCUGCCCCUCAGAGCACCAGCCGGAGACCCCAGCGAGGGACCCAACCAAGGGAGGGCGGCCGGUGGUUCCGGUCCGCAGGGGUUCCGAAAACACAUGAUGAACAGGAAAGUGGACUCUGACAACGAGCCGUCGGACCCGGAGCGGCUUUUCCAGCGCUGUUUCACCGCCACGGUCACGAGCGUGAAAGUCGAAAGCCCCACAUAGGCCUCCGAAAAACUUGCCUUUGAGAACAAAAAAAGAAGAAAAAAAAAAAAAAGAAAAAAAAAAAGAAGCCGUCGGUACAUCAUGGCUCGGGAAGGCAGGCGGACCUGGACACAGUCAGAGCUGCCAGCGAGCCGCUCUGAGCGGGAGGACCACGACGUUAGUCGACAUCAUGUGCCACACGUUGUAGUCAUGGUGGCAGAGUCGAACAAAUUGUUGGGUUUUUUUCAAUUAUUGGAGUAAAAAGGUAAGGAAAGAAGCACUCCUGAAAGUGCUUGUCUCGGUGACUGAAACUUUGCUCAGCUUUAAGUGGAAAUGGUUGAUCUUUCCUCCUCAGAAGUGAUUGCAGACUUUAUGCAUGGCUCUGUGAGAGCCGGAUGAUAAGACGGCGGCGGAGGGACUGUGGAGACACACAGAAAUGAAAACAGGAUGUGAGUUUUCAGCGUUAAGUCAGACCCUCGUGACACUUGGCGCUGCCGAUUUGAGGCAGCGUCAUCUCAGGAAUGCAAGCGCUGGAGUGAGCUGCUGGUUUCUUCACAUGCUCACUGUGUCGUGUCUUUGCAUUUGAGUGGCAGACGCCCAUUUUCUACCCAUCAACGCGACCAUGACGAGAGGACGAGCGAGAUCGUCGGGGCUCGUCUGAGUCCGUCAGUCUGGGCCGUCAGCUUCUUUUAUCAGUGAUCAAAAAUGUUUUUCUAGGGCAGAAGACAAAAGCCUCCUUGAACAUGUCUAAUGACAUUAAUAGGUUUUGUGUGAUGUUAACAGUUUACGACAGCUUGUAUUUCAGUUCUAAUCACGAGGCGAUGAUGUAAGAGGUCAGCCGACAGCACUGUGAACGAGCAAAUGAUUGUGAGACUUGAAUAAAGCGAACAACAACCUCAGAGCUCCGGCUGAACUGGUGCUGUGCUUUGAGAGUCUUUCACCUGAAUGUGGGGAAAAGAUAUCUGAUCUAAUAUCUGACCGUAGAUAUUAGAAAGCAGGUAAAGUAAGUACUGAACACGUUAGUGUUGUGCAAUUAAAAAAACGAUAAGUGAGAAAACGAGCCCGACUGUCGAGACAUGGGAGGCCUCUACAAGCAUUCGGCUUCCCGAAGAGGGUGAAUCUUCAUCAGUGCAGACUGAACGUGUGCAUAUUGUGUCAUGGUUUUAACUUAACCUGGUUAAGUUGCUCUUUUUGCAAAGCAUUGC
Molecule: messenger RNA, 1943 nt
Organism: Poeciliopsis prolifica (blackstripe livebearer)
Lineage: Eukaryota; Metazoa; Chordata; Actinopteri; Cyprinodontiformes; Poeciliidae
Product: protein shisa-like-2A
Exons: 4
Coding region: 256-759 (167 amino acids)
Source: RefSeq, a predicted model, not a curated record